Chrysochloris asiatica (Cape golden mole) is the source of this 3692-nucleotide messenger RNA. RefSeq names its product aftiphilin (gene AFTPH). The coding region runs from base 1 to 2706 and encodes 901 amino acids. Gene Ontology annotation, molecular function: clathrin binding. The transcript has 8 exons. Lineage: Eukaryota; Metazoa; Chordata; Mammalia; Afrosoricida; Chrysochloridae. Gene Ontology annotation, cellular component: AP-1 adaptor complex; trans-Golgi network membrane. The record is from RefSeq and is a predicted model, not a curated record. Gene Ontology annotation, biological process: intracellular transport.
AUGGAGCCAGACGUUAUUCGAAUGUAUUCUUCAUCCCCACCACCACUAGACAAUGGAGCCGAGGAUGAUGAUGACGAUGAAUUUGGGGAAUUUGGUGGGUUUUCAGAAGUUAGCCCUUCUGGUGUAGGGUUUGUUGAUUUUGACACACCAGAUUAUAGUCGUCCCAAGGAGGAUUUUGUACCUUCAAACCAUUUUAUGCCAAUACAUGAUUUCUCAGAAAAUGUAGAUAGCCUUACAAGCUUUAAGCCCAUUAAAAAUAGUAAUGAUAAGGACAGCACUGCUGAACUUCCUGCUCUUGUGAAAGAACAGUCUGAUGUUUUACUUUCUGCCACCAGCAAAGACAUCAUUUUGCCUAAAACUUUAGAUACUUCCAUGGAAAGUCCAGGAGAUUUAAAUAAAGCAGUGGAGCAGAGACAGAAUGUUGGAACACCUGAAAGUUUCUCUCCAGGAGAUUUUAGAACUGAUGUGAACGCUAUUCAUCAAAAGCAGCAUUCAGAGAGCUGCAAUGGUAAAAAGCCUCCUUGUCUGGAGAUUCUAACAAAUGGGUUUGCAGUUUUGGAAACUGUAAAUCCUCAGGGAACAGAUGAUCUGGACACUGUAACUGACUCAAAGGGACUAAAGCAGCUUGACACUCCUAGCACUGAGGAAAAUUUAGACUCUGCACCUAGUCCUGCAGAGGAAUUUGCAGAUUUUGCCACAUUUUCCAAAAAGGAAAGGAUACAACUAAAUGAAAUAGGGUGUACAGUUUUGAAUGAUAGAGAAGCUGUAACCAUUCAGGAAAACAAUAAAAUUAACAGAGUCAGUGAACUAAAUGCUGUGAAAGAAGUGUCUUUGGAAAGAAGCCUUGACAACAAUGGAGACACUGAUGGAGAGGAUGCGGUUUGUGUUUCAGAAACAAGUGGAGUGAGGAACAGAAGUUUCAAUAUUGAGAAACAAGACCCUAAAACACUGCAACAGGAUGAGUUUUUAAAUUCAAGCAUUGCGUCACAUGCUUGGAGUUUGGUAGACUCUGCUGAUAUCUCAGAAGCCAAUAGGAAAGAACAAUGGAAAACUGAGGAAAAACUUGAUUUAUUUACUUCUAAAUGUGCUGACUUAUGUAUGGAUUUUAUUAAAACGGAUGAAGCUGACAAUGAAAUUGGUUCUUCCAAAGAAGAAAUCCCAAAGUUUACUAAUACCCAGAGUCCCAGCAUCGAUCCCACAGAAGAAAAUGUUUUAGAAGAUUCUGUAAGUAUAAAAAAUGGCGAUAGUAGUAACGACUUCGUGACUUGCAAUGAUACAAACGAGGAUGAUUUUGGUGAGUUUGGCACAGCCAGUGGGACAACACCUCCAUUUGCUCCUGGCACUCAAGAUUCAAUGAGUGAUGUCACUUUUGAAGAGUCCUCGGAACCCUUGCCACAAUUUAGUGAACCAGGUGAUGACUUUGGAGAAUUUGGGGAUACGUAUACUGUUUCUUGCCAAGAAGAUGUUAUAUUUACCAAGUCAGACCUGAAUCAGACUUCUGAUAGUUUAUCAGAGGGCUGUCAGUUAGCAAGAAAGUCUACUGGGACAGGCAUUGAGCCUGCUUCAAAACUGAAAAAUGGGCAAGAAGGUGAGUUUGGAGAUUUUGAUUCUGUGCCAAAUAUUCAAGAUGACUGCAGUGCUUCUCAAGACUCUGAUGAUUUCGCAGACUUCAGCUCAGCUGGUCCCAGUCAAGUUGUAGCUUGGGAUGCUUUUGCGAAUGGGCAGAAAGAGAGCUGUUCUUGGGCUGCUUUUGGAGAUCAUCAGGCUACUGAAUCUCAUCACCGAAAGGAGGCCUGGCAGUCACAUAGGACAGAUAAACAAGAUGAUACUUCAGGAACCCCGGCAACUCAUAGUGUCCCUUUCGCAACUUCCAGAGGAGCAGUUGCUACUGGCCAUUUGCAGGAAUCAGCCACUUCAGUUCAGACAGCUUUACUAAACCGCCUGGAACGGAUUUUCGAAGCAUGUUUUCCUUCCAUGUUUGUCCCUGAUGCUGGGGAGGAAGUUACUUCUCUGAAGCACUUACUGGAAUCAUGCUCCUUGCAGAUGAAAAGAGAGGCCUUAGCUGAAAGUGGGGAACUGAUGGAUGUGUGGACAGAGCUUCAGGAUAUUCAUGACGCUCAUGGCUUGAGAUAUCAGUGGGGCGGUUCCCAUAGCAACAAGAAGCUGUUGUGCUCCUUGGGAAUAGACACUCGGAACAUUCUUUUCACGGGCAACAAGAAGCAGCCUGUCAUAGUGCCCAUGUACGCAGCAGGAUUGGGUAUGUUAGAGCCCACCAAGGAACCAUUGAAACCACUAUCUGCUGCAGAAAAAAUUGCUUCUAUCGGUCAGACAACCACCAUGUCCCCAGAGAUGAACACAUGUACAUCUGAUCAAUUCCAGGAGUGUCUACCACCCGUCCAGUUUGACUGGAGCAGCAGCGGCCUUACUAACCCUUUAGAUGGUGUGGAUCCAGAGUUGUAUGAGUUAACUACUUCUAAGCUGGAAAUCACCUCAAGCCUCAAAGUGACUGACACUUUUGCAAGACUCAUGUCCACAGUAGAGAAGACAAGCACAUCUACCAGAAAACCUAAAAGAGAAGAGCAUUUAAGUGAAGAAGCCAUCAAGGUGAUCAGCAGCCUUCCUGACUUAACCUUCAUGCAUGCCAAGGUGCUGAUGUUCCCAGCCACAUUAACACCAUCUUCCAGCUCCCAAGAGAAAACAGACUGAGAGCUGAUUGAAUUGGGCAAUUUCAAUUGGUUUUCCUUUCUUCCAUCCCUCCCUACCAUCAAAAGCAUAUGUGUGCUCUCAUUUAAAAAAAAUUUAAAAAAAAGGUUCAAGUUCAGCUGAUUGUUGGUAAGCCGCACUAGAAAGGUAUACAUAGUAAUGUAUAUUUAUUUACAUACUGAAGUCCUAAAUUUAUAUUAGAAAAAAAAUGUAAAUAAUCAGGGGUAAACAUUUUUGAAGAUUGAUUCUUUUUUGUGUUGCUGGGGUGUAUACAUUUAUGUCUUUGUGAAAUACACUGGUGGUGUCCUUCUGACAAAACUUUUGAAUGAAAUAAAAAAAAAUUAAAAACUCAAAUUUCCACUGUCUGUGAAAUCCCCUUCAGUCUUUUCAGACUACAUUGAGUGUCCUAUUGAUUUUUUUUCACAUCAUCUGUUGGAUUUCUUGCUUUCAUAAGUUCUAAAGUCCCUGUUUAAAUUUUUUUCUUUUUAAUAUUGUGUGUAGUGGGUUUGUUUCAGAUCUGGCUUUGGGGGCUCUUUUUUAAUCUUUCAAUCUGGCAUAUUGCUGCUUGACAUUUUAUAAGGGACUUUCAUCGAUUGCUCUUUGGUUUAGGAUAUGGAUCACUGUCAGAACUUGAUUGGAGGGGUUUAAAGAGAUUGUGUCAGUUUUAAAUUAGUUUGAUUUGGAGAAGGACCAAAUUAUAUGAAUGUCUUACAAUGAAAAUCUCUCUGUUCUUGAUUUUUUGUUGCUCUAUUGUAUCAUUAUUUUUUUGAGGAUUUUGCACAGUGUAAAUGACAUAAUCAUAGAUUGCUAUGGUUUAGGCUGUACAUAGAGUAAAAACUAUGGGUUUUAAAUGUUUGGGGAAAUUCCUAUGGAAAAAAGAGAGACAUGUAAAAGAACCUCUAACAAGGUUAAUGUGCAUGCCAAGGUCUUUGGAGAGUUAAGUGUGUAAAUUUCCUUUUAGCUUACACAAAAAUAAAAUAAUUUAAAAG